Messenger RNA from Arachis ipaensis, 588 nucleotides. Lineage: Eukaryota; Viridiplantae; Streptophyta; Magnoliopsida; Fabales; Fabaceae. The record is from RefSeq and is a predicted model, not a curated record.
AUGACCCUAGAAGCGGAUGAAGUUCCGUUGUUUGAUGACCACAUCGACGACUUGUUUGCUGCCCAAGAAGUUGAAGGUCAGUACAACAACGAGAAACGCAAAGAUACAGAUUUUUGGGAAGUUACUGUUAUCGAGGACGGCGUGAGAAAAGUUUCUAGGCUGAGCGUGAAGGAGGCUAUAGCACUUCCUUCCAAUACAAAGAUAGUACUCCCAUUUAACAAAGAGCUGCAACUGAUUGGUCAGCGGAUCUUUCACUAUGAGGACGAUGCCGAAGGAAAAAUAAAGCGCGGAAUUAUGAAGAGGAUAGGAAAGAACUGGAAGGAUACAAGGCACAACUUGUAUCAUAAGUGUUACAAAGAAACAAUGACUUAUGAGAAAAAUCUUGAGCAUCACCCGAAAGGAAUAGAAGAAAAUGAAUGGAAACGGUUCCUUAACUAUCGCCAGAAGGAAGAAACAAAGAAAAAGUGUAAACAAAAUGCUUUAAAUCGGAGCAAGCAACUUUACACACAUACUGGGGGUCCCAAAACAUUGGCAAGAAAAAAAGAAAAAGUGGUAAUAAGAGAAAGAGCAAGGAAGGCCCUUUGGUAG